AUGCCCACCACCCCUCCCUCACGAGAGCCCCUCGUGCCGACGAUCAACUUCUCUAUGGUGUGCCCCGGCGUAUACCGGAGCGGCUACCCAACCAAGAAGAACUUUUCCUUCCUCAGCGCGCUACGGCUGCGAAGCAUCCUGUACCUCUGCCCAGAGGACUACGCUGAGAGCAAUCUCAAGUUCUGUGAGGAGAACGGCGUGCAUGUCCUGCGCUUCCCUACAGAGGGGAACAAAGAGCCCUUCUGCGACAUCUCCGAGCCGCUAAUGCACCGCAUCCUCAGCGCCAUAUGCGAUACCCGCAAUCUCCCCCUGCUCAUCCACUGCAAUAAGGGCAAGCACCGCACUGGCACUGUGGUGGCGUGCCUGCGCCACCUGCAAGGCUGGUCGUUGGUGUCCAUCUUCGAAGAGUACAAGCGCUUUGCCAGCGACAAGGCUCGAGUGGGAGAUCAGCAAUACGUCGAGCUCUACCACCCCAUUGUGCGGCUGACCCCGCCCUUCGUGGCCUCGUGGGUGAUUGUGACGCCGCGCGCAACGCUCGUGACGUCUGAUCGCGAGCUCAUGGAGGCAGAGGCACUACAGCUCGGGUACAGCCCCCUUGCCCCGGACAAGUAUCUCAAAAAGAAUGGCAGCGGUGCGGCCAAACCGACGACGAACCCUGUGGCUGCUGCAACCGCAGAGAGCGGCCUGACAACCACAACACCCACAUCCAGCCCUUUAGCUCCGGGACCCAAGCAGCAGCCCUCACAGCCCGCCGCGUCCGCGGUGCCGAUGAGCGCCGGCAACGGCGGCCACUCCUUCGUGCCCUCUAUUGCGGUUACCGCAGCAGCAGCGGCGGCGGCGACUGGCUUUGGAGACGCCACUUAA
Molecule: messenger RNA, 864 nt
Organism: Leishmania braziliensis MHOM/BR/75/M2904
Lineage: Eukaryota; Euglenozoa; Kinetoplastea; Trypanosomatida; Trypanosomatidae
Product: putative tyrosine phosphatase
Exons: 1
Coding region: 1-864 (287 amino acids)
Biological process (GO): protein dephosphorylation
Cellular component (GO): cytoplasm
Molecular function (GO): phosphatase activity
Source: RefSeq, a predicted model, not a curated record